UGGCCGCCAUGGCAACCGGCCCGGCCCCCGGGAGGCGGGAGGGGCUGCGGCUCCGGCGCUGCCAUGGCCGGGAGGUUGCUGGCCCUGUUUGCUCUGCUCGGCGCCUCCCAGGUUUUAAAAGCAUAUGAUUACUUCUCUCCUUGGAGGGAACAGCAGCAGAUGUACAAGCUAGACAUAGGCUGGCCUAAAACUCCAGAAGACUUCACUGGCCAAACAUUUUGUGUUGCUGUUGACUCUCUUCAUGGUUUGAUCUAUGUAGGACAAAGGGGAGACAAUGUGCCAAAAGUACUUGUGUUCUCAGAGGAAGGCUAUUUUCUUUACUCCUGGAAUGAUACAGUUGAAAUGCCUCAUGGUAUCUUUGUAUGGAACACUGCAAUAGAUAGUUCAGUAUGGAUCACAGAUGUUGGAACAGGGAAAUACGGACACACUGUGAAACAGUAUAGCCCUUUGGGUAAACUUAUGCAGGUCUUGGGCACACCAGGAAAUGCUGGUUCAAGUUUGAUUCCCCUGCAAUUUGAUCAGCCAGCAGAGAUCUUUGUGGAGGAAAAUGGAGAUAUCUAUGUUGUGGAUGGAGAUGGAGGAAUGAAUAACAGAUUGAUCAAACUAUCCAAUGAUUACAAAGAGAUAUGGCUGACUGGAACAAACGGGACUGGCAUCGGUCAGUUCAAGAUUCCUCACAGUGUAACAUUGGAUGCUUUUGGACGGGUAUGGGUUGCAGACAGAGACAACAAAAGAAUCCAAGUUUUUGAUAAAGUCACAGGAGAAUGGCUCGGGUCUUGGAGCAGCUGUUUUUCAGAAGAUGGACCCUAUUCUGUCAGAUUUACUGCGGAUUACAAGUACCUGAUUGUAGCUCAGCUGAAUAUCAACCGGUUAGCAAUCUUGGCAGCACCACCAGUUGGCGCUAUUGGGGACUGUGUUAUGGUCCAUACAGUCCAGCUGGCAGAUGAAACCAAACCUCACCUUGUGGAUGUGGACAUGAAGAGUGGAGCAAUCUAUGUUGCAGAGAUUGGAGCCCAGCAAGUACAAAAAUUUGUACCCUUAAGCUGAUGGUUUCCCACAACUGCCAUGGCACAAGCUGUGUGGCGUAUAAGACCUAUGACCACAUUUCCUGGAGGGUUUUUUGGCUUAUGUUUCCUUAGACAAGCACAGAACAUUGUGCUCCCAGAACCCUACAGCUAAGAAUCUGUCCUGUUCUGUUCUGCAGUUCUGGAGAAGUACUUUGGCUUGUUUUAGUAAUCUUAUGGUGGCUUUUGCUUUUGUUGCAAUUGAAAAAUGGAAAGCAUUUUAAUUUUAUUAUAUAAAACUUUAUAAACACAACUGUUGUUCUUAAAUGCAUGGAGUCAUCUUGGGACUUCUCUACCUAGCCUGUAUAUGUUGUUAAAUGGUCAGAACUGUCUGAAAGAAAUUGUAUAAAUUAUUUCCUGGGAGGAGAGGACCUCAUUUCAAUGUUUCUUCACUUUUUUUUUUUUAAUCAUUAUGCUGAUACUGUCCAACACCAAAUACAAGGAAGUAUAAUGAUGUUAAAUUAGAUGCUGCUGGAUAUUGGUGUCAGUAUGGUGUCAGAUGCCACUUGCAUCUGGCCUAGGUGGAUAAUGACAUUAAGUAUUGAAAUCUGUUUUCAGCUCUAGCUAAAAUGGUGAAGUCUGUAAUAAGCUUAAGUUAAACUGAUAUUAGGCACUUAGGCUAAAGUAAAAGUCUGUGCACAGCAGCCAAGUACUGAUUCUUAAUUAAAUCAGUUCUUAACCUGAUUUGAUUUGUAUCAGCAUGAAUUUUCUGUUCUGUAAGGUUUCACAGGGGAACAUAUUGACAUUCAAGUUAUUUUAAGUUCCUUAAGAAAAACAAAUUGCAAUUUGCUAGGAAGGUCUUAAUCAGCAGUAGGGACUGGGAGACAUAUGAUUUUCUUCCAAUUUAUUUGUAGCGCUGUCAGUUAACAGCAAUGCAGCCAUUUUAAUUUGGGGAUUUUUAACUGUUUUGUUUCCAGAAUUCAGAUUUCAUCAACUCCAUUAAUGUCUAGAGUUAAGUUUCUUACCCUAUAUCCUACCAGAUGUCUCCAAGCUCUGUCCUAAAAAAAUGCUGUUUCUCUCCAUUCCCAGACCAGAGUGUUUCUGUUUUCUUUACAUGUUGCUAGAAGACUUUAAGUUCACUUUAUAGCAUAGAGGGAAUUGGGUAUGGAAAAAUGGGAUGGGGAAAAUGGCAUGGCAGAAAUGCGACAGUGAAUAACUGAUUACCAGAGUAAAACUGUGGAUCUACAUUCCAUAUUUUCUAGCUCUUCAAAACAUUUGGGAGGAUUUUUGCUGUUUCCACACACUUAUUCUACUCUGUGGACUAUUUUAAUGCUAAUUACCAGCUAAGAGUGGCAAUCUUUUUUCUACUUCUAUGGAAAGAGAAUAUGGGAAACAGACUUAUGCUGUUGAGAAAUACCCAUUUCAGUGAAUGUUAUCAAAAGCAAAUGCUUCUUAAUUUGGCAGGUUUCAAUCUAUGAUCACAAAUUUGUGAGUCAGCAGAUGGAAAAUCUGUCUAGAAAAGUCAGAUUCAUACUUUUUGUGGAAAGUAACUCAGCAGUGGAGCCUGAUGGCCUGAUUUUAGUACUAUUUGAGACUAAUGCACUAAAUGUGAAUGCUUUGUUGUUGGCUGCAUCCACAAAACCAAAACCAGAUCUCAUCUGGGACUGCCCUCACACAAGCCUGAGAACCAGAACUUCAGGGUUAUUUACUAGCACAUAUGGUCCAUCGCUCACAUGAUCUUGAAUGGGAGCUAGUUAGCAAUAUUUAUUUCCUGAAAAAGUAGCAGUACUUCCUCUAGACCUAGGUGGAUAUGUCCACACAGUGUGUUGUGUGGAUUUUCUAACUAGUUUUCCACUAGCUCAGGGAUCUCUGCUCUAUGUGUAAUUUAGCUAUUUCUUGCCUACACAAGGUGGAUUUAUUUUCUUAAAUUUUACUGUAAUAUCACAAUAUUUGAGCAUAUCUCGGUGGUGUAAGGGGUCCAGGUAUAUCCAUCCUUCCUCAUCACAUCCUCUCCUUAUUUAUUUUUCCUUUGUCAUAUCCAUUUGAAACAGAACUCAGUGCUCUCUGGGAACCUACUUCUGUGUUCAGUCAAGCAAUAAUGCACUUUUGGAUGCUGACAGAUAAUUCUACAAGCUUCUGUUUGCUCCAUGGAUCUGCUCUCAGCUCUUUUUUUACAUGGGCUUUUGCAGCCUCUACAAAUGGGGAACUUUCAUCCAGUUUUGUCCGGCUUUACUGAAAUAGGCUAUGGUGCCAAAAUGUGCCUUACCACUAGGCAUAUGGGUAUCUGUAAUAACAAGAGACAAGGGAUGCUCAUUAUUAACUAGUAUGAAAUGCUUAGACUCUUUUUUGUCUCCGUCUGUGACCAGAAAAUUAUUUUGUGCACUAACUUGCUAAUUCUGUGAAGGUUUUCUUAUGUAUCAUCUUGAAACUGAUUUCUGAAAAAAUGCAUAGUAGGAUAAUUUGAUAAAAUAAAUUGAGAAUUUCCCAUUA
This is a messenger RNA of Lepidothrix coronata (blue-crowned manakin), 3494 nucleotides long. It is a transcript of the gene NHLRC3, whose product is annotated as NHL repeat containing 3. The transcript is spliced from 7 exons. The record is from RefSeq and is a predicted model, not a curated record. Gene Ontology annotation, molecular function: ubiquitin protein ligase activity; translation repressor activity; protein binding. Lineage: Eukaryota; Metazoa; Chordata; Aves; Passeriformes; Pipridae. Gene Ontology annotation, biological process: protein polyubiquitination; negative regulation of translation; proteasome-mediated ubiquitin-dependent protein catabolic process. Bases 64 to 1047 code for a protein of 327 amino acids.